AUCGACAUUCCUUGGGGUCCUGCGUUUUACUAGCCACCCAAAAGGAAUUAAACCCGAGUAGGCAAACGAACAAAGGGUGACGGAGUGUUGCAACUACUUGCCUGCCCAACAAAGUAGUCGCUGGUCUGUUGUUUUCUUCUGCGACUGAAACGGCACACACAUUCCCGGUGAAAGGAGAUGGUGUUCGCACGGCAGAUCCAAGGCGCAGGAUGGCUGUUGAUGGUGGCCACGGUUUGCCAUGUCGGCAUCCUGGUACUCACGGAACUACCGCGUCCGCGAGGUGUUUCGAUUGCGCUAGCGAACCUCUACGAAGAUCGAGCCGGCAGCGGUCAGUUCGUGUGCCUGGAUGGUCGAAAGGUUAUUAAACACGAGUACAUCAACGACGAUUACUGCGACUGUGACGACAGCAGCGACGAACCGGGUACGGCCGCUUGUCCGGGUGGUACGUUCCACUGUACGAACGCUGGCUACAAAUCAAUGAACAUACCCAGCGCUUGGGUCAACGAUGGUGUCUGCGAUUGCUGCGAUGCGUCCGAUGAGUACGAUUCGCCGGCCAAUUGUGUAAACAGCUGCAGCGAGCUCGGCAAGGAAGUUCGCCAGCGGGAAAAGCAACGCAACGAGAUGCUCAAGACGGGCAAUGCGCUCCGGCUUGAGAUGGCAGCGCGUGGCCGGGCGCUGAAGGACGAACAGCGGGCACGGUUGGGCGAGCUGGACAAAAGCCGAGCGGAGGCGGAAGGGUUGCGCGAGGAAAAGGCAUCUCUGAAAAGCGAAGCGGAAGCGCUAGAAAAUGCAGCCCUUAAGGUUUACCGCGAUCGCGAGGAAGAAGCGAAAAAGGUCCGCGAAGAAGCGGAAGCGCACAGCAACCGGGACGAGGCGGAAGAAACGUUCCGGAAGUUUGAUUCGAACCAAAACAGUCUGCUCGAGGUGGUCGAACUGCAAACGCGGAUCGUGUUCGAUCGCAACCGGGACGGAGCGGUGACGGAGGAAGAGGCACGCUUCUUCCUGGACGAACGGGACCAGGUGGACUUUGAAACGUUCGUUACGCUGUGUUGGCCACGCAUCAAACCGUUCCUGAUGAUGGACUCGGGAUUGUUCAAACCACCGAGCACCGAUGGAGCAGCGUCGGAAGGAGAAGAGGUGCCCGCGGAAGACGGUUACGAUUUGGACGGUAGCGAACAUGGGUCUCAGCGGCCAUACGGUGACGCUGAGCACGAAGAGGAAGACGAAUUCAUCCAAGAGGAACCGUUGGAUGAACAUGAAGAAGAAGAGGAAGACGACGUUGGCGAAGGAGAAGUGGAGGAGGCAGGCGAUGGCUCUGACAGAUCCCCAGCGCCACCGCCAGUCCAGUACGAUCUGGAAACGCAGGAAUUGAUUAGCAAAGCGAACGAAGCCCGCAACCAGCACUCCGAAGCGGAGCGUCACGUACGCGAGAUGGACCAGGAAAUCCGGAACAUCAAGGACCUGCUGGAGAAGGACUACGGUAAGGAGGAAGAAUUUGCGCCCCUCAAUGGCGAGUGUUUCAACUUCGAGGACCGCGAAUAUGUCUACAAGGUGUGCCCAUUCGACAAGGCAGUGCAACAACCACGGAACGGUGGCGCUGAAACCAGGUUAGGAACGUGGGAUAAGUGGAAGAACAGUGGAGACUAUAGUGCGAUGCUUUACACCAACGGUGCCGCAUGCUGGAAUGGACCGCAACGGUCCACGGUCGUGUACCUAGAAUGCGGGCUGGACACGAGGGUACUAUCAGUUACUGAACCGAACCGUUGCGAGUACGAGUAUCGGAUGCAAACACCUGCUGCCUGCGUCACCCUGCAGGAGGACCAAUCGAGUGGCACCAAAGAGCGGCACGAUGAGCUGUAGGGUGAGGGAAUGACAGAGUGUGGAACCUUCGGGAGUUUCCACCCGGGGGCAGCAUCUUCUUUGCGCACAUGGCACAAUGGGAGGUGGAAAAUUUUUCAAAGGAAUGGCCAAUGGCAGGAUUUUUGAAGCAAAAGUGACUGAACUGAACGCCAACAACAAUCGUCGAAAAGUGCAACGUUUACUGAUAAUCAUAGAGGCCCUUCGUCGGAAGAAAUAAUUACAUUUCUCGACAAAGCAACCAUGUCACAACACAGCCAUUCCUACCAUCCAACACAUACACACACUCAGGGUGAUGAAAAUAAGGGAAAAUCCAAAUUCGAAUAGAAAGAAACUAGUGCAUCGAUAUUUAUGUUUUGGAGGGCGUCUUAAAGUGAGGUUUUCUGAAGCAAGUAUGCGACAACCUGUUUUUAGUGUUUUUAUCUUGAUUUGUUGUCUGAAAGAACAGAUUGUACAUGUCAGUUUUGGGUCGUGAUUGGCAUAACCACAAGUCGGCAACCAACAUUCCAACGGUAUAGUCAGGGUAUAUUUGCAAAGUUUUACCGCAUUUCUUUGUUUUCCGGUACAAACUGUUUAGUGACCAACAAAAGACUCGAAUCGCAGCAUCGACGGGAAACUUGGGAACUGUAUGAAAACAGAAAGUCAACGAACAACGGAGUGUGUGUGCAGAUCGUACAGCGAGGUAACUAAUAA
Messenger RNA from Anopheles cruzii, 2550 nucleotides. RefSeq names its product glucosidase 2 subunit beta (gene GCS2beta). Gene Ontology annotation, molecular function: protein binding. The transcript is spliced from 2 exons. Gene Ontology annotation, cellular component: glucosidase II complex. Lineage: Eukaryota; Metazoa; Arthropoda; Insecta; Diptera; Culicidae. The record is from RefSeq and is a predicted model, not a curated record. The coding region runs from base 178 to 1860 and encodes 560 amino acids. Gene Ontology annotation, biological process: N-glycan processing.